GUGAUUUUAUGUCACAAACGAUGUCAAAUCAACCGAAUUGCGUCCAAGAAUAUAUGUCGUAAAACUCCAAAUUCUGCAGCGUAAUCCAGCGCAAUCCGAAAGUAAAAUGUCAAAAACAUUACGACUGGGAUUGAUCCAGCUUGCAGUAGGGAGUCAGAAACUUGUGAAUGUCAAAAAUGCAAUACAGAAGGUGAAAGAAGCAGUCGAUCAAGGUGCCAAACUUAUAGCAUUACCUGAGUGUUUCAACUGCCCUUAUGGUACACAGUAUUUUGCUGACUAUGCAGAGACUAUACCUGGCCCUACCACAGAUGCUCUGGCGACUGUAGCCAAAGAGCACAAUGUGUAUAUAGUAGGAGGGUCUAUACCUGAGACUGCCAAUGGUAAAAUUUACAAUACAUGUGCAAUUUUUGGACCAUGUGGCUCUAUCAUAGCUAAGCACAGAAAGAUGCAUCUGUUUGACAUUGACGUUCCUGGGAAGAUUAGAUUCCAGGAAUCAGAGGUACUCACUGGAGGGAACAACUUUACAACAUUUGACAUGGGUGCAUGUAAAGUGGGCAUUGGAAUAUGUUAUGAUAUAAGGUUCCCUGAAAUGGCACAGAUUUAUGCUGAUAAAGGAUGUAGUCUACUGUUGUAUCCAGGGGCCUUCAAUAUGACCACGGGGCCUGCACAUUGGGAACUGCUUCAGAGAGCUCGGGCAGUUGACAACCAGCUGUUUGUUGCUACAGUGUCCCCUGCUAGAGACACAGGCGCCACCUAUGUUGCUUGGGGGCACAGCACAGCCAUCAAUCCAUGGGGUGAAAUAUUAGCAAAGGCUAGUCAUGAAGAAACCAAUCUGUAUGUUGAUAUAGAUUUGACAAAACUUCAGGAAGUGAGAGACUCUAUACCUGUAAAGACACAAAAACGAUCAGAACUUUAUUCCCAGACGAAAGAUUUAACAAAUUGAAGUACAACAACCCGGAGAACAACGCUGUGCUCAAAUCCCGAUGAUGCUCCAUUCACUGCUUCAUGAAUUUCGUUUCAAAAAAUUCAUUAUUGGGGAGUAACCUAGUGAGCCUAUUUUCCCACUCUGAUAUAUUUCAUUAUUCAUUGGAAGCAAGGUGAUUUACAAAUGAAAGUUCAAGGCAGAAUAUGCAAGAUUGACCAGAAUAACCAGUUUUUCUUCGGUCCCGGUUUUGGACACCCUGUA
This is a messenger RNA of Owenia fusiformis, 1186 nucleotides long. The record is from the annotation of a GenBank genome assembly. NCBI's taxonomy places the organism in Eukaryota, Metazoa, Annelida, Polychaeta, Sabellida, Oweniidae.